Molecule: messenger RNA, 4987 nt
Organism: Neoarius graeffei (lesser salmon catfish)
Lineage: Eukaryota; Metazoa; Chordata; Actinopteri; Siluriformes; Ariidae
Product: mitogen-activated protein kinase-binding protein 1-like
Exons: 30
Coding region: 58-4476 (1472 amino acids)
Molecular function (GO): protein binding
Source: RefSeq, a predicted model, not a curated record
UCAGAUUCGUCCAACCCUUCCCCCCCUCCUCCAGGAGGUCAUGGUACAGCCCAGCUCAUGGAGGGGUUAACAAUUAAAAACAGAAUUAAAAAUCUCCUGCGCUCGCCAUCUAUAAAGCUGAAGAGGAGCCGGCGGGUGGACAAAGCAAACCUGACUAACAAGUUGACUCUGGAGAGAGUACUUGGUAUCACGACUUCAGGAAGCAGUGGACUAACGUGUGAUCCUUGCUCCGGGACUGUUGCCUAUCCGGCUGGGUGUGUAGUAGUGCUACUUAACCCUACAAAGAACGGACAGCAGCACAUAAUCAACACGUGCAGGAAAACUAUAACUGCUUUAGCCUUUUCGUCAGAUGGCAAAUAUCUUGUUACAGGAGAGUAUGGUCACCUGCCUGCAGUGCGGGUUUGGGAUGUAGCUGACGGCUCCCAGGUGGCAGAGCUACACGAGCACAAGUAUGGAGUGGCCUGUGUGGCCUUCUCUCCAAACAGCAAAUAUAUUGUUAGCAUUGGCUACCAGCAUGACAUGAGUGUCAACGUGUGGGCCUGGAAGAAAAACAUGUUGGUGGCUGCUAACAAGGUGUCCAGUAAGGUGACAGCCGUGUCUUUUUCCGAAGACAGCUCCUACUUUGUGACUGCUGGGAACAGACAUGUCAGAUACUGGUACCUGGAACCCUGCAACUCUAACAAGCAGCUCCCAGCCCCUGUUCCACUGCUUGGCCGUUCGGGCCUCUUGGGGGAGUUACAGAACAACAACUUCUGCGAUGUAGCCUGUGGCCGUGGUGGGAAGUCGGAGAGCAUCUUCUGCAUCACUUCUUCAGGGCUACUCUGUGAAUUCAACGAGAAGAGGAUGCUGGAUAAAUGGGUAGACCUACGGACCAGUACAGCGAGUGCUCUUUUUGUCACUGAGGAGCUGAUCUUCUGUGCGUGUGCCGAAGGAACUGUGCGAGUGUUCAGUCCGUUUGACCUGCACUUCAUCUGCACCUUGCCUCGGCCUCAUCACCUGGGUACCAACCUAUCUGUCGUCACCCAGGCCAGUCACUUGUUCUCCAACAAACCAGAUGCCCAUUACCCUGACUCGGUAGCAGUGACGUACGACCCUGCUAAUCUCUGGCUAUCAUGUGUAUAUAAUGACCACAGCCUGUAUGUUUGGGAUGUUCGAGAUUUGCAGAGAGUGGGAAAAGUGUACUCUGGUCUCUACCAUUCUGCCGGUGUCUGGGACGUGCAGAUCUACCCCGGAGCUAAAAAGGAACCUCUGCUGGGUCUCGCCUCUUCAGGGCUGUUCUUCAGCUGCUCUGCAGACGGCACAAUCCGCAUGUGGAGCACAGAGUCAUGCCUCAACCCAGCCACGAGCAAUCUACUCAGCAAUGAUCUUCAGAAGGUGCUGUAUACAGCCAGCAAUGGUGCAUGUCUGCUGGACACAGAGGGAUCAGCCCCCAGUGGUACAGAGGAGCAGCCUGCAGAGAGCAGCACAGGCAUCAGAACCAUCUGCAUAAGUCCAGAUGGCAAACAUCUGGCCUCAGGAGACCGGAAUGGCACACUAAGAAUUCAUGAUCUUAACACUAUGGAGGAGGUUCUGAAGGUGGAGGUCCAUGACUCGGAGAUCCUGUGUCUGGAGUACUCCAAACCUGAGACGGGAAUGAAAUUGUUGGCGACGGCGGGUCGAGAUCGUCUGAUUCAUGUACUGGAUGUUGAAGACUACAGGCUACUGCAGACCCUGGAUGAGCACUCGUCCUGCAUCACAGCUGUCCGCUUUGCCGCCAAUGAGGGGAAGGUGAGGAUGAUCAGCUGUGGAGCUGAUAAGAGUGUGUACUUCCGCACUGCCCACAGGACUUCCAGAGGAGUACAAUUUAAACGCGCACACCAUGUGGUGAGGAAGAGCACUCUUAAUGAUAUGGAUGUGGAUCCUGCUUGCAAGUAUGCAGCUGUAGGCUGUCAAGACAGAAAUGUCAGGGUGUUUAACAUAAGCAGUGGGAAACAGAAAAAGUCUUUUAAGGGCUCUCUGGGUGAAGACGGCAGCCUUCUCAGGGUUCAGAUGGACCCGUCUGGCCAGUAUGUGGCUACCAGCUGCUCAGAUAAGAAUCUCGGCCUGUUUGACUUCCGAACCGGAGAGUGUCUGGCUGCCAUGUUCGGCCACUCAGAAAUCAUAACGGGCAUUAAAUUCACAAGUGACUGCAGGCAUCUGAUCUCAGCCUCAGGAGAUAGCUGUAUCUUUGUGUGGCGUCUUGCUCCGGAGUUGACUGUUAACAUGAGGGAGCGGCUGGAUCAGGUCACGCGCUGUCAGAGCAGCCCGGCUUUUGCAGAUUCAGUAAUCAGGCGGGCCUCCACAAGCAGCUUGGAGAUGCACAACACACUGUCUCUACUGAUCUGCUCUUCUGAAAGUGAGGAAGAUUACGAUGAAGAAAGAUUGGAGCAUAUUCAGACCCCAGAUGAUCAUGAUAUGCACCGAAUAUCAUUAGAAGAGGAUCAGGCUGCUUCUGAUGUGAAUGACUGGGACUCCUCUAAGUUCCAGGAGUCAUCUCCAGGUUUGGGCACGUCUGAUCCAUCUUUUCCUGAGGUUCCACACAGGAGAAAACGCUGGAACUGUAGGAUGGACUCUUUCGAGCUGAUGGUGAAAUCCAUGCUGGAGCUUCGGCAGUUUGACUCCCUUUCCAAGCCUGGCUCUCCCCUGAGGAGCUCCACGGGUCAGAUCAGCAACCAGGCCUGCAGCAGCACUACUAGCUUGCACAAAGACUCUAAGCAGAAUAAGAAGCGGCAGGCUCGUUCAGACUCUUUCUUGUUGGGUCCUGCCUCAUCUCCUGAACCCGAGGGUGUAGUGCUGUGCUCAGAACUGUGCCCAAGCACUGACUGCUUGCCUGGAAUGUACCAGGAGGAGAAAGGCCUGUGCCAGGACAGCCACAGCCCUGACAGAGGCAGCUCCAUGGGCUAUGCCAGUGGAGGAUCCAGCCCAGAGCAGGUCCAUGAAGGCUCUGAUGAUCCUGAGCCACUCAGCACUGAUGAUGAGGAUGAAGCAACAAGAGGAAGGCCAUUUCAUAAACCAGAGAGUCCUGAACAAGAGCGCUUCCUUGAGAAACCCUUUGAAACACUGGCUGACCCCAACAACACAGGUAAUGAACCCAAACCCCAGAGUAGCAUUUCAGCACGUUUCCUUACCCGAGGCUCCACCACCAGGAGGCAUUCCCAAUUCCUCUUCAAGACUGACAAGAAGUCGGAAAAUUGUGCUGUAUUGAAACCCCUGGUGUCCACAGUGCAUCCUUUGCAGAAGGACAACGGUCAGGCGAUGAACUUGGCACAGAGAGCAGACACGUGCAGUUCAGAGCAGCUGUACUCGGUCCCCAAGAGGAGGAAAAUUCACAGGGUGCAGAGUAUGACCAGCCCAAUAAGCAUGUCCAGGGUGGGCAGCUGCGUAGAAAAGCCACUUCUAAAAGCCACAUCAGCAUUCAGCCUAACAAACAGUCGAAAGUGUGUAACAGCAUCCCUUUUGAAGCAGGAGUCUCGACCUUCCACACCUGAGCUUCUGGCAGAUAGGAAUGAUUCAGUAUUACAGCACCCGUCCCCCACAGACUCCCCAUCUCCCCAGCCGUGGGAAAGUCCAAACACUAUCCAACGUCUCAAAGUUCGCUCGUACAUGAGUCCCACCACCAGCUCCAGAGCCAAAGUCCGCCGUUCCAUGUCCCUCAAAGAAGGUCUUCUUCUGAACCUGUCCAGUGGUCAGACAUCUCCAUGCCCAGGGUCCUCCCCUACCAGUCCAUGUCGUGCCAGCACACCUAUUUUGCCAUCUCUAUCUGCCCCACUCCAUGGUCCAGCCGAGCCAAGAUCGAGCCAUGCUGGAUGUUCUCCAAACCCAACUGCUAAAAUCACCAAGGCCCGUGUCUCUGCAAGAAUGAGUAACCCCCUGUCUGAGUAUCCCAGCAGGUCCACAGCUACUCCCAGUACAGACUCCGCUGCAAUCCCAAACACUUUUUCUAAUACUGGAAUUCAGCACAGAGAUAAAUGUUCUACAAAGAGUCCGAUGGAACCUCCGAAGUCUGUGUUCCCCAGCCCUGUCUCUCAGUCUGUGUCUGUAAAAGACUCACUGGGCCCAAAAACUUCAUCCCUCAUACCACAGCCCCCCCUAGUGGCUGUCCAGGCUUACAGUGUGACGAGCAAGAGCCAGUCUGAUCAAGUAGAGCCCUUGAUGAAUCUGGAGACUUGCAGACAGGCUGCUGCUGAGCUAUACAAGAGUGUGAAGAAGGCCACUCAACUCUACACGAUGGUGAGUUCCUGUGUAGGAAAUGUGGGUUCGGAGCAGCAGGAUAUGGAGCGUGUGCUGAUGGAGGCGUUGUUCAUGGCACGCUCUGAGCUACAGGCUGUUCCAGGACUCGCUCCUUCAUCAGGGCCGACUGUACUUGGUGACGGUGAAGAGAAGACCCUGGCUCUGCUGGAGCAGUUCUCUCAGCUUCUUUUGCAGUCUGUAGAGAAAAGACUCGAGCACAAAAUCUAGUCUCAAAACCGAGAAGACUAAAUAUCCUGACCUCAUUAAUAUACUGAAGAUGGGGAAUUAUUACGCACUGGAAAUCCAACCACAAAUUCGACCAUGUUGCACACAUUUGAACCGUCAACAUGUUCUACCAAGAAUUCAGAUUAUGUCCAUUCUUUGCUUUCUGAGCACUGCCCUGAGAAUGAGCAACCAAGUUUUAUAGUUUUUUGAUUUAAGAUGUUUAUGUACAUGUAUACAGUAAUUUAAUGUACAUGUAUUUGUUUUAUUAAAAUACCUGCUGGACUUGUAUUUUUUUUUUUAAUUUUAAUAAGUUUUUAAACAUCGUACAUGUUCUACCGUAGAUUCAAAGGGGACAACGCUGUGAGCACAAAAUGAGACUUUAAGUGGGUUUUUUUUGUUUUUUUUUAACUAGAGGGUGAGUUUCUAUGUUUAUUGAUGUUCUGGUUGUGACUUUUGUACCACAGGUUCUAUUUCACAUGCUGUUGCUUAUGUUCUUAAAAUAAAAUGGUGGUUA